UAGACAAUUCUAGCCUACCUAUUUAAUUUUCUAAUUCCGGAAGAUCAUCUUUUCAAUUUCAACAUCAAUCAAGCUUCAAUAACUGCGAUUCAAGCUGAUAAAGUUUUGUUUUGUUCGGAGUAAUAAGUUGUCAUCAGUUUUGGACUAAGCUAACUUAACUUAACACAAGCAGUCAAAGAUAUAAUGGAGGACUUUACACAAGUAAUAGAUAUAUCAGCCACUGGUAUUGACAUUUCAGAUCUUGGAAGGGUAAAGGUUGGAAUACUACGUGUUGAUGGAAGAUCUCACGAUAUUUACAAAGGUGAAAAUGUCAUUGGCAGAGAUGAACUUUCUGAUAUUGUACUGAGACAUAAUUCUAUUUCCAGCAGGCAUGCAGUAGUAGAAGUAGAGGACUGGGACACUCAUUUGCUUUUCGACUGUGGAAGUACCAAUAAAACUAGACUUGGAACGAUUUUUCUUAAACCCAAUGUCAGAUACAAUUUGCAAGGGGGUGAAGUUAUCAUGUUUGCUAAUAUCAGGGCCGAAUACUGUAAGUUGACCAGACCAAAAGCUGAACAGAACGAAGAGGAUUCUGCUUCUGAUGCUGGUUCUGAAUCAUUAUUGGAUUCUGUGCCUGCAGAUUUAGAUGCAGAUAUUGAAAUUGAGAAAGCUCUACCCACCUGUAAGGAGAUUCAUGGAAAUGAGAGUUGUAAUGGAAAUGACAACUCCGACCUAAAUGAAUCCUCUCUUUUGGAAGAGAACAAAAACAAACCAUCUUCAAGCAGGAUCGAAGUUAUAGAAGACUCAGAUGAUUCAACAGAAGAUGAGUUAGACUUUAUUCCGCCAUCUCAAACUGUUAAAGAGUUUGUGGCAAAAAAACAGGCAGAUUCCAAAAGAAAACAUAUUAAUAACAUAUCUGAAGACAUCUUUUCCAUGGCUGACACUCAAGAUCAAGAUAUGUUUUUCAUGACAGAAAAACUUGAUUGUAAUAAAAUUGCUAUUUCGCCUGAUCAAAAUACACAAAACUUGUUUAGCUCAGAAAUUCAACAACCGCCAAAGAUAGAGGAUCAAACUAUAUUUGAAGCAGAAACACAAGGAUGUGUUUUGAAUGAGGAAAAACUUUUGGAAAUAAAUCCUGUAAUCUCUACAGAAAUAUUUGAUGCAGAUACAGAAAUGGUCACACCGCACAUUGAUGAAAAUGUACAAAUGAGUGAUUUAAUUCUUUCCAACACAUCUUCUGAAUCUCUGAAUAAGGGACCUCAAAUUAAUUUGGUAAAAUAUAUUAAAUUUGAAAAAUUAGAGGCUGAAUCAGAAGGUAAAUCACUUAGCAAAUCUCACAAAUCAAUCAGUCCAACAGAAUCAGAUAAUAAUGUAGAAUUAGAGGAUGAUAUCUACAAUGCUUGCACACAAGUUAACACGUCUUUACAAACCACAUCUAUAGUAAAUCCGGGUGUUAAACAAGAAGUAUGCACUAAAUCAGAGCCAGUGGAUGAUGAAAAUCUUUUAGAAGAAACACAACUGAAUCUAAAUCUCAUAGAAAAUCAUAUACCUGGCCAAAAACAGAGAAUAAGUAGACACAGGUAUACCAAUGAAGCUAGUGACCAUAAAAACUUUGAAUCAGAAGAAACCCAAAUAAAUGUACAGCUUUAUUCUUUUGUAAAUGAAUCAAAAACCAGUGCAGAAGAAGAAACUAACAGCAGACAUGAUAGGACAAGCCGCGAAGCAAACAUUGAUAAGGGUGAUGAAAUAGAAAAUGACUGUAGGCCUAUACAAAUGCAAAGUGAUCCCGACAAAAUUAUUUUGGGUAGCCAAGUAGAAAAGGACAUUGUUAAUCCCCAUGCAAUUCGGAAUAUGAGUUCUGGAAAUAACCCUGACCUAGAUGAAAGCAGUAAUCAGUCUGAUAGUCUGCUUGCAUUGGUCCCACUAGAGCAGUUGGAACAGGAAGCUCAGCAAGCUUUAAGUUGUGAGGAUCCUCAGAGUGACAAGAGGAUUGAUAAUCAACCCAAACAAGCUGUUAGUGAUGAAUCCUCAAAUAAAAAUAAAGAUGAUGUAAUGACCUUGGGAGACAUGGACAUUUGUUCGACAGUCGGAAAUGGUACAAAUGUGUCAACUUUCGGGAGUUCAAGAAAGCUUCUUAAUGAUUCGACUGUAAAAGGACAGCAUUUGCCUAAUGUGUCCAAAGCUUUAAAUCACAGUAUAAUAUUUGAUGAACCUUGUGGAUCAUCAACCCCAUUCAGAAUUGAAGCAGUACCAAACAAUAAGAAGUCUAGUAGGAACGUUAUAGUAAAAACACCACCCCGAAGAAUCGUCAGUGUGAUAGAGAGUCCUGAUCUACCUUGCACAGAAGAUCUUGCCAAAGUUGCAAAUAAUACACCAGAAAGGCAUUGUCUCUUUCCAACAACAGACCAACAUAAACAAUUAGAUGAUCUACCUUUGGCAUUAAAUAAAACACCAAGGGUAAGAAAAGUGUCAAAAAAAGUAGCUGAAUCCUUAGAAGGGGAACAAGUUAGUUGUUCAAAACCUCCUAAAUUGCCAAGAAAAGAUAAAAACAUGAAUAAAAAUGAAGAUAAAACUAUUAGUAGUACCAAAAAGGGCGACCCAGAAGAGAUUGGGAGGAAUCAUAAAUGUGAAAAAAACAACCACAAAAAGUCAGUUGAAAAAAAAAGACUCAGUAAUGAUAUAGCGGAUAAACAAUCCUUUAAGUCCAACAUGCUUGAAAACAAAGUUAAACUACAUAUUCCUCUAAAGAGGUUGUCAGUCGAGAUUAAUUACGAAGAUACUACGAGAAACUCAAAUAAGUCUGACAUCGAUGAUCAAUCUCCAGCCAAGAGAUCCAAGAAUACAAAAUUGAUUGAAAAAGGUGUGGAAGACCAAGCAGAAAAAGCUGUAAGUGAUGUUUCAAAGCAGAAACCCAUCAGUAAUGACCAGCAAAUAAAUAAUACAUUGGAAAUAAAAGAAAGCCCAAUUCAGAAAGUAAUAAAAACUGCCUGCAAAAAUUACAAAAAUAAACGUGAAGAAUCAAAAAAUAAUUUAACAAAAAGGAAAUCAGUUAUAAAACCUAUACUUGAAAAUGAAAACCAAGUAACACUUUCAAAUGAAGCUGAACGAUCAACAAGAAACAGUGAUGUUUCACUACUACAUUCUAAAAAGAAUGAUACAGACUCAAAUGGCAGUGUAAGUGUUGAUGUACCAAGCAAGGAUUUGGCACAAAGUAAGGAAACAAAACUCGACCAACUAGAACUAGAUAACAAAAAAACAAAAAAUAAGUUGAACUCAAAAUUAACUAAUACACAAUCUAAAGAGCUUUCUAACGUAAAAAUGUUAACCGUCAGAAGAAGUAGUAGGGGAAGGAGAAAGGUAACAUCAUCUGAGAAAAAUGAAGAUACAUCUUCUGUCUCAAAUAGUUCAGCUAAAAAACCAGAACAAGAACAAAAUCAUUCAGGAAUAACUAAAAAGGAUGAUAUGGAACAUAUGAUGCCUGUGGAAAAAUCAAAACAUUCUGAACAAGCACCUGUCUUGUCUAGCAAUAAAGACAAAGUUAAAACAAGGAAUAGUUGUACAUCAGUUGGAGUUGUUUCAAAUGUAGUAGAAAACACCUCUUUGUCAAACAAAGAACUUGUAGUAAACAUUGAUAGCAUUCACUCUAGUCUAAAGAAAAGAAAAAUGAUAGCAAAGAAAAAAGAAGUCAUCAACAGGUCUUCCACCAAACCUCCUGACACUGGUACUGCUGAACCAAACAUUAGAAAAAGUAAUAGGAGAAUGAAAGACAAAGCAGACAGUCUAAAGCAGUCAGUUUCCAAGAUAGAGUGCAAAGAAAACAAACAAAUGUCAAACAAAAUUGAGCCGUCUGCUGAGAUUAAUGCAAGAAAAAGUAGUCAAAAGAAAGAUGAAUCAUCCAGAGAAGAAACAACCUCUAACAUUUCCUCUAGUGAAACAAAUAACAAAGGUAUAAAAAAGAAACGUUUACAGGUUGACUCUGUUGAAGAUACAACAAAAACGAAACUUACUGGUAAGAACAAAAACAAUGAUAUAUUAGAAAACUUGAAUGCUAGUAAAGGCUAUAAAGAAAAAUUAACAAGCCAUAGAAUCUCUGGACGUCCAAAAGUUAAACCAGCUCGAUUCAGAGAUAAAAAUGAAGACAAUAGUUCUCUGUCAUCUAGUGAUAGAGGUCUUUCCCCAAACAAAAAAUCCAAGAAAAUGCAAGAUACAACUGUCUUUGAGUCUGUUAUGAGUGAUCCUUCAAAUUCAACUAUGAACCAUGGCAAGAAGCACAGUGAAGUAUUUAAGACUCCUGUUGUUGGAGGAGAAAGGACUACAUCAAACACAACAAAAAACAAAAAAUCCAGAAGUAGAUCAAGAAGUGAUUCUAGUCAAAGUUCAAUGAGAAGUGACCCUCCUUCUUCACUUCACAGUCCUCGAAGGUCAGGAACAAAAGGGAAAAAGGUCCUGUUUACAUCUGGUCUUAUGAACUCUGCAUGGGAGUCUCAAGUGAAAAAACUUGGAGGAUCAGUUGUGGAGUGCCCAAUAGACUGUUCAUUGUUGGUUGCGGACAAAGUCCGUCGAACAGUAAAGUUCCUCUGUGUAUUGGGACAGGGGAAGCCAAUCGUCUCCCCAGACUGGAUCAACCAGUCUUGGAGAUGUACUAGUUUUAUAGAGCCAUCAGACUACCUACUGGUAGACGCCGAGGCUGAAGAGAAGUUCAAGUUUAGUCUGAGCCAUACUUUCCAAGCUGCCAAGAACCAGCAAUUACUAACAGGAUACCAUGUCCAUGCCACUCCUAAGGUCAAACCUCCUCCUGAGGAUAUAAAAAGUAUCGUUGAGUGCUGUGGUGGAAAAUAUAUGGAAAAUAUUCCAUCAAAAUGGCCUGAAAAUAGUGUUAUUUUGUCUCAUGUAGAUGACAAAUAUCUGUGGAAGAAGUUUAAAGUGAAGGGUGAGACACCUCCCAUUGUAGCAGCUGAGAUGUUGCUUAUUGGUGUGCUUCAACACAAAAUUGAGAUUGACCCUCAUAGGCUAUAAACAUACUAAUAUUCCAUACAGAAUGCAUAUAACAAGUUUAAUAUUCUAAAAAAUUCACCCAAGCACAAUUAGGUGAUUUGUAAAAUAAAUGGUUUAUUUUCUCUAACCAAAGAAUUGUUUAUGCAUAGAUGCUAGUCUUCAAUUUGUAGAUACAUUUGUACGCUCACAGAUUACACAUAUUGUCAUAUUAAUUUAAAGCGAACCUCGUAACAUUAUGUUAGGCUGGUUGUGUAUACAGUAUUGGAGUGUCAGUGACGUGAGGAGUUUUGUGUGACAUAAAGUGACAAGUGGAAUUGGCUGUGAAUAUAGUAAGCAUUUAUUUUUAUUUUUAUGACAUGUUUUAAAGAUUUUAAAUGCAUAAGGUAUGCAUUUUUAAUUAUUACUGUACAUUUGAUAUGUUUUAAACCUUAACUGAAUUAAAUUGUGGUGUGAGAGUUUGUAUUAGGAUUUUUGCCUUAAUGAUAGUAACUGGGUGAACUAAUUAAGAUAGGUCAGCUAUCCGUUUUGAUAAAUUUAUUUUGCAGUUGUAUAGUAACUUAAUUAAUUGUUUUUUUUAUAAAUUCCUGUUGUAUAAUGUACUAUGUUAUUUUUGUGUAAGUGGUGAUUAAUGUGAACUAAAAAGCGUAAAGCAUUCAAAUUUAUUACAUUACAACAAUAAAAUAGAAUGUUAUUCUUGGUUUGUACAAGUAAAGUUUUCU
This is a messenger RNA of Macrosteles quadrilineatus (aster leafhopper), 5693 nucleotides long. RefSeq lists its product as uncharacterized. The transcript is spliced from 11 exons. NCBI's taxonomy places the organism in Eukaryota, Metazoa, Arthropoda, Insecta, Hemiptera, Cicadellidae. Gene Ontology annotation, molecular function: protein binding. The coding region runs from base 184 to 4995 and encodes 1603 amino acids. The record is from RefSeq and is a predicted model, not a curated record.